AUGGCCGGCCCCAUCCGACACCCCAUAAACCAGGCCAACCUGGAAAAGUAUCUCCAACAGCAUGUUCCCGAGAUCAAGAUGCCCCUAGAUAUCAAGCAGUUCGGCUUUGAAGCCCCCGGCAAGCUCCUGUCCAAGGCCGCGCACAAGGUCGAGCGCGAGUACCGCGUCAUGCGCGCCAUUGGCGAGGCCAACGCGACCGGCGCCUCGAGCGCCCGCGUGCCCGUCCCCAAGACCUACUGCCUCUGCGAGGACGACGCCGUGGUCGGUACGCCCUUUUACGUCAUGGAGUUCCUCGACGGCCGAAUCUUUGAGGACUUUAGCAUCCCGAGCGUGGACCCCAAGACGAGGACAGCCAUGUGGGCAGAUGCCGUUCGCACUCUCGCGAACCUCCAUUCCAUCGACCCGGCCGCCAUCGGCCUCGCCUCCUUUGGUAAGAGCACCGACUUCUACACCCGCCAGAUCAAGACGUGGUCCACCAUUUGCGAGGCCCAAGAGGUCGUUCGCGACGUCGACUCCGGCGCCAAGGUCGGUCCCCUGCCCCACAUGCAGGAGCUCGUCUCGUACUUUUCCGACUUGAAGAAGCAGCCCGUCGACAGGGCUACCCUAGUCCACGGCGACUUCAAGAUUGACAACUUGGUGUUUCACAAGACGGAGCCCAGAGUCAUUGGCAUUCUAGACUGGGAAAUGUCCACGAUAGGCCACCCCCUCUCCGAUCUCUCCAACCUCUUGACCGCCUUCACCACCGCUCCGGCCCCGGGCUCCCCGCUCACGGCCGCCGACUCCUCCCUCUCCAACCGCGCCUUCAUUCCCGGCAACACCCCGGGCCUCCCGCCCGCGAGGAGCUCAUCGCCAUGCGGUGAGGUCUCGUGGGGCGCCGCCUUCAACCUCUUCCGCCUCGCUGCCGUCUGCCAAGGCAUCGCCGCCCGCCACGCCGUCAGGCAGGCCAGCUCCGCCAAGGCUGCUGUCCACGCCGCUGAGAGGGGGCCCCUUGCCGAACAGGCGUGGUUCCUCAUCGAGAACAGGGAGAAGGAGGCUGCAGCCCACAAGCCUCGCCUGUAA
Messenger RNA from Parascedosporium putredinis, 1059 nucleotides. Lineage: Eukaryota; Fungi; Ascomycota; Sordariomycetes; Microascales; Microascaceae. The record is from the annotation of a GenBank genome assembly.